AUGUUAACUGUUGAGUGUAUACAACAAAAUAUUAUUAAAAAAAUCCAAAUACUUCCAUCAAAAUAUUUUCAACAAAAUGCAAAUUAUAUAAGUAUACUAGAUAAAAUUAUUUUAGAAUUACAAAUACAUCAAAAUGCAAGUAAUGAUACUCUUAAAGUUUUGAAAACUUGGACAAGUGCUCAACAAUUAAUUCCAUCCUUUUCACCAGAAUUAGGAACAAUUAUAGAAUUAUUAAGACAUAUAAAAAUUAUUAAAGCUGAUACAGCUAAAGUUGGGACACAACUGAAACUUUUUUUGACAUUCCAAAAUGGGUUAAGAGCAAUAUUCAAACCUCAAUGGUAUAGUCGAACUAAAAAAAUUGAAGGUCCAGUUUAUUAUGGCAAGGAUAGACAUAAUGCAGAAGUGGUAGCUUUUUAUUUAGCAUUGCUACUUUCUCUUCGAAGAGUGCCAUUAGCAUUAAUAAGGAAGUUAAAAUUAAAAGAAGAAAUAGAAAAAAAUGCUACUCCAGAAUUACUAUCAACAAUUUAUCAAAAUGGAGAUAAUACUUGUUUUUAUGGUGUUUGUCACUAUUGCUCUCCUAUUGAUCCAGUUUGCGGAGUGAAAGACCUUUUGGAAGGAACAGUCCUUUUGUGGCUACCACAAAAUUGGAAACUUGCAAAAUAUAAACAUCCUUGGCAAAGAACAUAUACAAGAAAAUAUCCUGCUCUGUGGGAAGUGGAUAUAAAUUAUUGCAAUAAAGUAAAACUAUUAAAAACCUAUUCAGCUCAAUCUUCAAAUAGACUUUUAGAUUUAAUUGAUACUGCUAUUUUUGAUUUUCUAAUAGAUAACGGAGAUCGUCAUCAUUAUGAAUUAUUAAAGGAUAGUUUUAAAGAUCCUACUAUCUUGUUGAUUGAUAAUGGUAAAAGCCUUGGAAAUCCUGAUAUAGAUCAUAUUGAUAUCUUGGCACCACUUUAUCAAUGUUGUAUUGUACGUAAAACAACAUGGGAUAGACUACAACUUUUAAGUGGUGGUUCACUUAGUUAUGCUUUGAAAGAAUUGCUGGCUCACGAGUCCUCUAUGGCAGAUGUUUUGCCAAUAAUUACAGACAAACAUUUAAAUGCUAUUGAUCGAAGACUUUUAACUGUUUAUGCUAUAGUUGAAUAUUGUUUGAAUAAAACUCAGAAUUCUUCUGUUAUUGCUAAAUAAUCAAUUUGUUUAAGCAUGAAUUUAAUAAAUGUAAUGUUUAAGAUAUAAGAUUAAAAAAA
Ceratosolen solmsi marchali is the source of this 1244-nucleotide messenger RNA. RefSeq names its product glycosaminoglycan xylosylkinase. Bases 1 to 1185 code for a protein of 394 amino acids. The record is from RefSeq and is a predicted model, not a curated record. Gene Ontology annotation, biological process: protein phosphorylation. Lineage: Eukaryota; Metazoa; Arthropoda; Insecta; Hymenoptera; Agaonidae. Gene Ontology annotation, molecular function: phosphotransferase activity, alcohol group as acceptor. Gene Ontology annotation, cellular component: Golgi apparatus. The transcript is spliced from 5 exons.